Prorocentrum cordatum is the source of this 465-nucleotide messenger RNA. NCBI's taxonomy places the organism in Eukaryota, Dinophyceae, Prorocentrales, Prorocentraceae. The record is from the annotation of a GenBank genome assembly.
AUGCAGCGGAAACUCUUUUCAGCACAAUCCUUUUGCUGUAGUGAGGUGCCCUGCUGCUGUUCUUCCUCCUCUGCCCCCCUAUCUGUCCUCCUCUUCCUUCUCCUUGGCCCGCUGGUCGCCUCGCGAAGCUCGGAGAGCCUGCCGAGGAGCUGGGCCAGCACAGCACGGCGUGGAGCAGGUCAGGAGGAGGCCCCGUCCGGAGAGGAGUUGGGGCCAGAGCUGACCUCUCCACCGCGUGCCCCAUCCGCGGAGUCGCGGGCACGCCUCCUCGCCAGAGCUGUCCUCUCAUUCGGCUGCUGCGCACAGAAACAGAGACAGAGAGAGAGAGAGCCGUCCUCGGCCUGCCCGUCGAGGAGCCUCCUCGGGGUGGCUCAGGGAUCCGGCCCUGGCAGGCUCAAGCUGUUGCCGCAGCUGUAUCCAGCGAUCGGAGUGCUUGGCACACUCGAGCCCUCUGGCCUCCUCUCC